Molecule: messenger RNA, 927 nt
Organism: Jaminaea rosea
Lineage: Eukaryota; Fungi; Basidiomycota; Exobasidiomycetes; Microstromatales
Exons: 1
Coding region: 1-927 (308 amino acids)
Source: RefSeq, a predicted model, not a curated record
AUGACCAGCUCAGCUCCACCGGCGGCACUGGACCACCUCAUCCAUCUCAUUUCCCCAGCUUCCGCACUCGAAGAGGCUCUGCAGCUGUACACCUCCCUGGGCUUUGUAGUGCAACGCGGUGGAACGCAUGCCGAUCAGCUCACAACAAACUGCCUCAUCACGCUCGCGGAUGGAGUCUACUUGGAGCUCAUUGCUUUCGUCGAUCCCGAGCAGGGCUGCAAAGUGACCGGCGAGACAAAGGAGGCCUUUGAGGAGAGGCGCAACAGGCAUUGGUGGUGGAACAGGGAGAUGGGAUGGAUCGAUGUUUGCCUGCUGGGUGGAGCGACAGAUGGCAGAACUCAGGCGAUCAACGAGCGAGCAGGACCCAAUGGAUCCAUCUCCUACCAGCAACCGAUAGAAGGAGCACGCAAGACGUACGAGGGCAAUGAGAUCAGGUGGAAAGUCACUUUCCCUACUGCCAAGCCCGGGGUGAGCAGAGGAGCGGUGCCCUUUUGGUGCGAGGAUGUUACGCCGAGGGAACAGAGGGUCGUCAUGAUGGGCAACGAGCACCCAAAUGGCUGCACGGGUGUCGCCUCCCUCACUUUGCUCUUCGACGAGGACAACUUUCAACAGAGAGUUGCAGCAUGGGCUGCCGUCCUCGACGUCGACGCGCAGAAGCUCAAAACCACCUCUGGCUCCGUGCGCCUACAUCUCUCCAGCCCUCACGGCUCCUCACUGAUCCCCCUCAUGCUCAAGCGCGCAGAAGACCCAGAGGAGCGUGACUGGCUAGCAAAGUACGGAGAAGGGGUAUAUGAGGUAGGCAUCAAUGCAAAGGCAGGGCAGUUGCCGGCGAGUGCGCCGCCUGAUGGGGUGGAGAGGACGACGAUGGACAAAGGGUACGGGCGAUUGCGUUUCCACCCUGUGAUGAACGGUGGAGGCGGGCAGUAA